CUUGUCGGCGGCAGUGUGGCGGGCCGCCACUGGGGGCGCUGUCGCACGCUCGCUCUAGCCAUAAGCGCAGUGAGAGGUGCAUGAAAUGGGGAAAAAUGGCGGAUCAUGUGCAGGGCCUCGCCCAGCUGGAGAUCCUCUGCAAGCAGCUGUAUGAGACGGCCGACACGGCCGUGCGCCACCAAGCGGAGAAAGCCUUGGUGGAGUUCACCAACGGGCCCGACUGCCUCAGCAAGUGUCAGCUGCUGCUCGAGAGAGGAAGCUCGUCGUACUCGCAGCUGCUGGCGGCCACCUGCUUGUCCAAACUGGUGUCGAGGACCAGCAACCCCCUCCCCCUGGAGCAGCGCAUCGACAUCCGGAACUACGUGCUGAACUACCUGGCCACGCGGCCCAAGCUGGCCGCCUUCGUGACGCAGGCGCUCAUCCAGCUGUACGCCCGCAUCACCAAGCUGGGCUGGUUCGACUCGCAGAAGGACGACUACGUGUUCCGCAACGUCAUCGCCGACGUCACCCGCUUCCUGCGGGACAGCGUGGAGCACUGCAUCAUCGGCGUCACCAUCCUGUCGCAGCUCACCAACGAGAUCAACCAGGCGGAUGCAGCGCACCCGCUGACCAAGCACAGGAAGAUCGCCUCGUCCUUCAGGGACUCGUCGCUCUUGGACAUUUUCACGCUCUCCUGCAACCUCCUCAAACAGGCCUCGGGCAAGAACCUGAACCUGAAUGACGAGUCUCAACACGGGCUGCUGAUGCAGCUGCUCAAGCUGAGCUACAACUGCCUCAACUACGACUUCAUCGGGACAUCCACCGACGAGUCGUCCGACGACCUGUGCACGGUGCAGAUCCCCACGUCGUGGCGCUCGGCCUUCCUGGAUUCGUCCACCCUGCAGCUCUUCUUCAACCUCUACCAUUCCAUCCCGCCUUCUCUCUCCCCGCUGGUGCUGUCGUGUCUGGUCCAGAUCGCUUCGGUCAGGAGGUCCCUCUUCAACAAUGCCGAGAGAGCCAAGUUCCUGUCGCACCUGGUGGACGGAGUCAAGAGGAUACUGGCCAACCCGCAGUGUCUGCCGGAUCCCAACAACUACCACGAGUUCUGCCGGCUGCUGGCGCGGCUCAAGAGCAACUACCAGCUGGGCGAGCUGGUCAAGGUGGAGAACUACCCUGAAGUCAUCCGCCUCAUCGCCAACUUUACCGUCACCAGCCUGCAGCACUGGGAGUUUGCCCCCAACAGCGUUCACUACUUGCUGAGCUUGUGGCAGCGCCUGGCCGCCUCGGUGCCCUACGUCAAGGCCACCGAGCCGCACCUGCUGGAGACGUACACCCCCGAGGUCACCAAGGCCUACAUCACGUCGCGGCUGGAGUCGGUCCACGUCAUCCUCAGGGACGGCCUGGAGGACCCGCUGGAUGACACCGGCCUGGUUCAGCAGCAGCUGGACCAGCUCUCCACCAUCGGCAGGUGCGAGUAUGAGAAGACGUGCGCUCUGCUGGUGCAGCUUUUCGAUCAAGCGGCGCAGAGCUACCAGGAGCUGCUCCAGUCCACCAACUCGGGCGCCGCCGACGUCACUGUGCAGGAGGGUCGCCUGACCUGGCUGGUGUACAUCAUCGGGGCGGUGAUCGGCGGCCGCGUGUCCUUCGCCAGCACCGACGAGCAGGACGCCAUGGACGGCGAGCUGGUCUGCCGAGUGCUGCAGCUGAUGAACCUGACCGACUCGCGGCUGGCUCAGGCCGGCAACGAGAGGCUGGAGCUGGCCGUGCUCAGCUUCUUCGAGCAGUUCCGCAAGAUCUACAUCGGCGACCAGGUGCAGAAAUCUUCCAAGCUGUAUCGGCGGCUGUCGGAGGUGCUGGGCCUCAAUGACGAGACCAUGGUGCUGAGCGUCUUCAUCGGCAAAAUCAUCACCAACUUGAAGUACUGGGGCCAGUGUGAACCCAUCACCUCCAAGACCCUGCAGCUUCUCAACGACCUCUCCUUGGGGUACAGCAGCGUCCGCAAACUGGUCAAGCUGAGUGCCGUGCAGUUUAUGCUCAACAAUCACACGCAGAGCGAGCACUUCUCCUUCCUGGGCGUCAACAACCAAUCCAACCUGAGCGACAUGAGGUGCCGCACCACCUUCUACACCGCGCUGGGGCGCCUCCUCAUGGUGGAUCUGGGUGAGGACGAGGAGCAGUUUGAGCAGUUCAUGCUGCCGCUGACUGUGGCCUUUGAGGCCGUGGCCCAGAUGCUGAGCACCAACACCUUCAACGAGCAGGAGGCCAAGAGGACGCUGGUGGGCCUGGUCCGAGACUUGCGAGGGAUCGCGUUUGCCUUCAACGCCAAGACCAGCUUCAUGAUGCUCUUUGACUGGAUAUACCCGGCCUACAUGCCCAUCCUGCAGCGGGCCGUCGAGCUGUGGUACCACGACCCGGCGUGCACCACGCCCGUACUCAAGCUCAUGGCCGAGCUGGUUCACAACAGGUCGCAGAGGCUGCAGUUUGACGUGUCGUCGCCCAACGGCAUCCUGCUCUUCCGGGAGACCAGCAAGAUGAUCACGACCUACGGCAACCGCAUCCUGACGCUGGGCGACGUGCCAAAAGAUCGGGCGUACGCCGUCAAGCUGAAGGGUGUCAGCGUGUGCUUCGCUAUGCUCAAGGCGGUGCUGAGCGGCAACUACGUCAACUUUGGCGUCUUCCGCCUGUACGGCGACGACGCCUUGGACAACGCCCUGCAGACCUUCAUCAAGCUGCUGCUGUCCAUCCCGCACAGCGACCUGCUGGACUACCCCAAGCUCAGCCAGUCCUUCUACUCCCUGCUGGAGGUCCUCACUCAAGACCACAUGAACUUUCUGGCCAGCCUGGAGCCUCACAUGGUCAUGUACAUCCUGUCGUCCAUUUCCGAAGGCCUCACCGCACUCGACACGAUGGUGUGCACGGGCUGCUGUUCCAGCUUGGACCACAUGGUCACGUAUCUGUUCAAGCAGCUGUCGCGCUCCACCAAGAAGCGAGCCACGCCCAUGGCCACCGACGAGCGCUUUCUCCACAUCAUGCAGCAGCACCCUGAGAUGAUCCAGCAGAUGCUGUCUACCGUGCUGAACAUCAUCAUCUUCGAGGACUGCCGCAACCAGUGGUCCAUGUCCCGACCGCUGCUGGGACUCAUACUCCUCAACGAGAAGUACUUUGCGGACGUGCGUAACAGCAUCGUGAACAGCCAACCCCCGGAGAAGCAGCAGGCCAUGCAUCUCUGCUUCGAGAAUCUCAUGGAGGGAAUCGAACGCAACCUGCUCACCAAGAACAGAGACAGGUUCACGCAGAACUUGUCGGUGUUCCGGCGGGAAGUGAACGACAGCAUGAAGAACUCCACGUGCGGCGGCGGCGUCAACAGCAACGACAUGAUGAGCUGACGUUCCACGCCGACGCGUCUCCACCUGGCGCCGGGCAGACCGCGGGCCCGCCACCUGCGGCCCAUCAGCACCCGUCCCGUCCGGCCGGCCGGCCUGGCCCCAGCAGGCCUCGCCCCGUCCCCUUGUUGAUAGGAGCAAAUAUAAAUAUAUACAGAUCUAUUUUAACGCCGGAGAGAAGGGCGGGCACGCACGGUGGCGGCAGCGGUCAAAUAGUCCAACAUGCUAGCCCGCCUUGUACAGAAGACCACAAAGUCCAGUGUACAUUUUGUUUGCUAACAUUUUCAGUCAUGUUUAUAUGAUAGUGAUGGGACGAAAAGAAAACCAGACCGACGUGGUGUAAAUAGUCUUCAAAGGCGCGUCCACUUUGCACUCCGCCGAAACACACAAGAGUGCGCAGAGGUCAGGCGAGGCGGCCGGGCCGGGCCGGGCAUCCUCCUGGGCCGGGUCCUUUCCCAAAGACGGAUGGGCCUCGUCUCUACCCGAGCGUGCUCCUUCCAACUUUUUGUUUACUUUGUGGAUUCCUGGGACCAGGUAGUAGUCCUUUUUGGUGUGGUGUGCGCGUGCCACGGUGCUGUGUGGAAGGAACACUGGCGCCGCCCGGAAGCAGGAAGGCAAGGCGCUCAGGUAUGCGUCCACUUCCUGCUUUGUGACUGAUGUGAAUGUGGCGUUGCCGCUGUGUUUGACUGCAAAUAAACCUCACCCUUUUUACAA
Molecule: messenger RNA, 4076 nt
Organism: Syngnathus acus (greater pipefish)
Lineage: Eukaryota; Metazoa; Chordata; Actinopteri; Syngnathiformes; Syngnathidae
Gene: xpo7
Product: exportin 7
Exons: 27
Coding region: 81-3365 (1094 amino acids)
Biological process (GO): protein export from nucleus
Cellular component (GO): cytoplasm; nuclear pore
Molecular function (GO): nuclear export signal receptor activity; small GTPase binding
Source: RefSeq, a predicted model, not a curated record